Aureococcus anophagefferens is the source of this 935-nucleotide messenger RNA. RefSeq names its product putative plastid light harvesting protein isoform 20 (gene LHC20). NCBI's taxonomy places the organism in Eukaryota, Pelagophyceae, Pelagomonadales, Pelagomonadaceae. The annotation marks the transcript as partial. Gene Ontology annotation, biological process: response to light stimulus; photosynthesis, light harvesting in photosystem I. The record is from RefSeq and is a predicted model, not a curated record. Gene Ontology annotation, cellular component: membrane. The transcript has a single exon.
GGCCCGCCUCCUCGUCGCCCUCGCCCUCUGCGGCACCGCCGCCGCCUACGUCGCGCCCCAGGCGCCGAAAUCCGCGUCGUCGCUCAACUCGAAGGCGGAGCUCGAGGCGCUCGCGGAGGCGAACGGCGACUUCCUCGGCUCGACGCUCGGCUUCUGGGACCCCCUCGGCGUGACGAACCUCGACUUCUGGGGCCUCGGCGAGGAGGGCACCAUCGGCUACCUCCGCCACGCGGAGAUCAAGCACGGCCGCGUCGCGAUGGCGGGCUUCCUCGGCUUCUGCGCGCAGUCGACGCCGUUCGUCGCCGGCGAGCACAGCCUCCCCUACCGCUACCGCGGCGAGUCCCUCACCUACCCGACGCCGCCCUACCGCGGCUUCGUCGAGAACGUGAGCCCCCAGGAGCAGUGGGACAACAUCCCCCUCAUCGGCAAGCUCCAGAUCCUCGUCUUCGUCGGCAUGCUCGAGUCCUACGGCGAGGGCGCGGGCCAGCCCGACGGCUACGUCCACUACACCAAGGGCGGCCUCCCGGGCUACUACCCGCCCAUCGUCGGCGGCGGCGGCGGCCAGAUCAGCCUCAACCUCUACAAGCCCUUCGACAUCUUCCCGGAGCAGGACGAGGCCCAGAAGGCGCGCGGCCGCCAGGUCGAGAUCAACAACGGCCGCCUCGCCAUGCUCGGCCUCAUCUCCCUCCUCGCGCAGUCGCUCCCCUCCCACGACGCGACGCCCGUGCUCUCCGCGAUCGCGGGCUUCCCGGAGUACUCCGGCAACGUCAUGAUCCCCUUCUCCAACGACUUCUCCAUCGACGUCUCCGGCCUCUUCUAGGCGACCACGCGAGCGUCGGCGGUUCGACGCGCGGCGGACGGGCGCGGACGGGCUCCCGCGCCCACCAUGCUCCGCCGCGCUCCCCGGGGCGAAGGUCCUAAGACGCGACUGGUGU